GAAAUAGGAACUAGAGUUUGAGAAUUGAGCUGUCUACAAGUUCAAAUAUGUAUAAGGUGUCGGUAAUGCAGUGCCUGAAAAAAAGAUGAUGAACAAAUCAAAAGCCCAUUGCAGUGACGGUUUUCUAGUAUAUUCUUAAUUUAUUAUCAACGUGAACAGUGCCGUGAUUAGUAUUUGAAAUUGUUAUUAAUAUAUUAGUGAACAUAUAUUAAGUUACGUCUUAUUAAUGUAUAUGCUUAUUAGGUCCUGACAACUCGUUCAAUCAAGCGUAAUCGUAUUGAAGAUCGACGCCAAGCUUUAACACAGUCCGCAAGACUUUAAACUGCCUGUGAUAGACUAACAGCAUUUAACAGAAUUUAAAAUUCACUUUCAAUUUAACGAAAAACAAAACACUAUCAGAGUUGUUCUUUAUAACAUUCAAAAAUAGAACACUAACAGCAGUCAUAGAAAAGUAGAAUAGAUAAAUUAAGGAUUUCAAAUUUGAAAAUAGAACGUAAAGGGACGCAUCCGUGCAAUCGCCGUGCACUGGAAAUAGAAGCUUGUGUAGUAGAGCAAUAGAGUUGUGAAUCAAACGACACACACACGUAGUGCCAUGAGAGACAUGAAGCCGUGCCAGCACACUUUGUCCGACGAUAUAGUUUACAAAGAAGUUGUCGUUAUCGGUAAUGGCCCCAGCGGUAUGGUAACCUCGUUCAUGCUGGCCGGGAAUGUGCCCUACCUCAAACACAUCCCGGACGACCUGCCCAUUGACGACAUGCUGAAAGCCAGAUUGCAGAACCUCCCUCCAGGUGUGAGCCUGCUGGAGACGGAGCUCACGUCCCUGGCGGAGGGUCUGGAGGGCCGCAGUCAGAACCCCAUUCCACUACUGAUGGACAACCUGCUGAGACCGUGUGCGGACCUGGGGCUCACGGAGGACUCGCUCAUAGACUGGAGAUAUGACAUGGAGAAGGAGAUAGACCACAUAGUGCUGGGUAAGGGUCCUCCGGGCGGAGCUUGGCACACGUUCCCCGAGGGCGUGCGCACCCUGUCCCCGGAGGCCUGGCUCACCCUGCCGCCGGGGACGACGGGGACGAAGCCUCACGCCGGGGGCCGGGUGUCUGCGCGCGCCGUGGCCGCCUACUGCAGGAAAUACGUGCAGCAGUGGCAGCUACAGCGUUACUUCCGUAGCGGCGUCGUGGUGACGGGCGUGUCUCCGGCGCCCCCGGGACUCCCCUGCUGUCCCUCCUGCCCCCGCGCCGCCAGAUAUCUGGUCACCGGCUACGAGACGUCCGAGUGCCGCGUGUUCCGCUACCUGUGUCGGCGCGUGGUGCUGGCUUGUGGCGGAGGAGACAGACCCAACACCCUGCCGCUGACACACACACACACACACAACGUGUUCACACACUCGCUGGCGGACGUGGAGAGAUCUGUUCAUCAGAUGGCCAACACCGACGGAGCAGUGCUGGUGGUGGGUUCAGGAGUGAGCGCCGCGGACGCCGUGCGCCUGGUGAGGGCGGCGGGCCUGCGAGUUCUGCACCUCCACCGACAGCCCAACGACUCGCUCGCUAGGCUGCCGCCGCAGACAUACCCCGACUACUGCCAGGUGUACAAAAUGAUGCUAGAUGGACCUUCCGGCAACCACGAGAACUACACUCCCUUCCCCGAACACACCAUAAUAGAGAUAACACCCGUCUCCUGCGAGGAACCCUCGCUCAAACUGAAGAACUACACUGAGGACGAGAGCCUUCACCCCAAGAAGGUAAAACUCCUCAACUUAGUCACCAACCAGACGGUGGAAAUCACAGUCUCACUCAUCGCUGUGCUCAUCGGCUCCAAGCCAGACCUGUUCUUCCUCCACACGGACUUCAAUCCCAGGAACAUCCAAGUACAAGACUGCAAAUGUGAGAAGAAACAAACCCAGAGGCAGUGCUUCUUGAAGAACCACUGGCACUACAUCAAGUCCGUCCUGGAGCAGAGCAUACAGAUCUGCAAGUCGAGGUAUCUCAGCGCGGAGAUCAACGGCAACAUGGACACCGGCUGCACAUUACCCGACUGCAACAAGAGGAAAGAGUAUUCGGUGGUGAACAAACAGAUCACCCCGUACUGUCAGUGUCAGCCGACCAACCCCUACAGCGGCGGCAUCGGCUACGGCGCGGACCCCAGCAAGCCGGUCGACGGCAGGUCCAACCCCAUAGCCAUAGACAGGAGCACGCACGAGCUCCUCAACGGACCCAAGGGAGUGUACGCGCUGGGACCGCUGACGGCCGACAACUUCAUCAGGUUCAUCCCGGGCGGCGCGCUGGCCAUCGUCGCACAAAUACACAAAGAAAACAAAUCUGAAUUAAACUAAAUUAAAUCAAACCCAUCAAACAUGUGAUCGUCUUACUUAACUUUUUUUUUUACAAUAAAUUAUUUUUUUAUACGUC
This is a messenger RNA of Danaus plexippus (monarch butterfly), 2405 nucleotides long. Its product is annotated as oxidative stress-induced growth inhibitor 1-like. The transcript is spliced from 10 exons. The record is from RefSeq and is a predicted model, not a curated record. Bases 593 to 2329 code for a protein of 578 amino acids. Lineage: Eukaryota; Metazoa; Arthropoda; Insecta; Lepidoptera; Nymphalidae.